GGGUGCAAACGAAGCUGGCAUCCAUGCUCAAUAGGCUUGAGCUGGAGAUCCAGUCCGUGGAGCAGCGGAUCGGCGACAAAAUGCACGUCUUGGACAGAGACUCCGAUGGAAUGGUGUCUGCGGAAGAGAUUGCACAUGUGGUGCAACACGUACUAGCAACGAAAAGCACGGCAACGGAGGCCAAGGCGAUCGCCGAAGACAUGGACACUGACUCCGACGGGCAGAUUAGCGUGGCAGAGCUGAUCGCGUGGGUGAAGAAGAACUCGGAACAGGACGCGGAGCAUGUAUUCGACGAGAUCUAUCAGAGAGAUACGAAGGAGACAUCAACAAAACCACCGGCCGCCAAAGAGUAGGAGGCUCGGUUUGGGAUCGA
This is a messenger RNA of Ectocarpus sp. CCAP 1310/34, 373 nucleotides long. Lineage: Eukaryota; Phaeophyceae; Ectocarpales; Ectocarpaceae. The record is from the annotation of a GenBank genome assembly.